GUAUGUAGAAACAUAUCUAAAUAAGAUUCUGGUUCAUUAAGCAACUGUGGUCGCAGGCAUGCGAACAUUCCUCUACAAUUUUUGGGUGAAUAUCGACUGCCUAAACUGCUUAUUGUACAUCUGGCAGUGUCUAGGUUAUCUGCACAUGCACGUUGUUGUUUAAUAUCAUUUAAUACUCAAUGGUUCAAAAAUAGGUUUUAAAAGGUAAACAAUCGUAAAUCAUGUUUGUUAUCAUCAUCACCAUCAUUAUUAUCACUAUUUGUAAACAAGCAACAAUACUGAUGAAUGAAAAUAGUGAGUACUCCAUUGCUGCGGUCAUUAUCACUGUUAAUAUACAUCAAGAUCAUGUGAUCAUAAUGACCACCGCGAGAACACAAAAUACUCCGAACCCUCUGCGUUAUUUCCCAGGCGUCUCUCACUUCUCCGAGAUGAACUGGCGGCGGAAUGGCGGUCGUGGCGGCGCCUCCUUCGCAACCAAGCCGAAGAGGACACCUCAGGAGGACCUUCCCCCUCCUGCCCCUAAUCUGGUAAGGUUCGUGUGCGUAAGCGAUACGCACAGCCGGGUAGUGAAGGCGGGCGUCCCAGAUGGAGAUGUCCUCCUCCAUGCAGGAGAUUUCACAGGGCGAGGCACACUCAGCGAGGCCAUGCAGUUCAAUAUUUGGCUUGGGACGCUACCUCACAAGCACAAAGUGGUGAUAGCAGGGAACCACGACAUCCUCCUAGACGCAGAGGAAUGCGGCCGUGCUCUUCCCGCUGACCCAACGCGAUUCCUCACCAACGCCAUCUAUUUGUGUGAUGAGAGUGUGACUCUCUUCGGCAUCAAAAUAUAUGGUUCUCCGUGGAUACCCGAAUAUCAUUCGCCCAUGAAAACGGCAUCCGAUAGGUGGAAAGCAGAGAAAUACCCACACCUAAGGGCCUUCGAGUUACCCCGAGGAGAACCCCUCCGGCAGAAGUGGCAAGCCAUUCCGGCGGACACGGAUAUCCUGCUGACCCACACGCCGCCCCUGGGUCAAGGCGACCUGACCGCAAGGAAGAAAAGGGCUGGCUGUGAGGACCUUCAGGAGACCGUACAGCGUCGUGUCAGGCCCAAGUACCACGUCUUCGGUCACAUACAUGAAGGCUACGGUGUCUCGAAGGACGCGAACACAGUAUACAUGAACGCCUCGAUCUGCAACUCGAGGUACCAGGCAAUCAACGCGCCACUCGUCUUCGAUUUACCUUUGCCCGAUGGAGUGUCCAAGUCUUGAAUCAGAAUGGUUUUCUUGCGGGUUAGAAAUAACACAUUGUCACAGAAUAAAUAAAUAGAUCCAUCGGUGUGGAUAAGGUAAAGAGAAACAGCAAGAAAGAAAAGAUUUUUUUUAUUUAGAAUUCUAAUUAACCUCUCUCUCAUCCUCUCCUGUUUCUCUCCUCUUUAUAUCCCUCGCUACACCCCUCCUCUCUUUCUUCUACACAUAUCCCCUCUCUCUCUCUCUCUCUCUCUCUCUCUCUCUCUCUCUCUCUCUCUCUCUCUCUCU
Penaeus indicus is the source of this 1514-nucleotide messenger RNA. RefSeq names its product metallophosphoesterase domain-containing protein 1-like. The transcript is spliced from 6 exons. Gene Ontology annotation, molecular function: hydrolase activity. NCBI's taxonomy places the organism in Eukaryota, Metazoa, Arthropoda, Malacostraca, Decapoda, Penaeidae. The coding region runs from base 222 to 1247 and encodes 341 amino acids. The record is from RefSeq and is a predicted model, not a curated record.